This is a messenger RNA of Blepharisma stoltei, 6839 nucleotides long. The record is from the annotation of a GenBank genome assembly. Lineage: Eukaryota; Ciliophora; Heterotrichea; Heterotrichida; Blepharismidae.
AUGUCAAGAUCGGGUUCUUCAAUUACCCUGUCUACCGCUGAAACUCACAAGGUGACAGGGAUUACAAUGAGCAUCUUAAGACCAGACGAAAUUGAAGCUAUGUCAUGUGCCCAGAUCACCCACACUGACAUCUACGACGAAGAAGGCCGACCCCGCGAUGGAGGUAUCAACGAUCUUCAUAUGGGAACUAACGACAAUCUCCUACUCUGCAAGACCUGCAACGGCAAGAAAAACGACUGUCCAGGGCACUUUGGGCAUAUAAAACUAGCCAGGCCAGUCUACCACAUUGGCUUCCUCAAUGAGCUUCGGCGCACUCUGCGUUCAGUCUGCUUCAAGUGUUCAAGGCUACUAGCUGACCAAAACGAUCCUAAGUUCAAAGAAGCUGUGUCCAUAAAAUCGCCUAAAGCGAGAGGCAAAAAGCUUUACAAGAUCUGCGAAGGGAUCAAAAGAUGCACAGCUGGAGCUCCAGUAAAAGGCGACGACGAAAUCGAAGGCUCAGAGUUCGGCCCUUGUGGCUGUGUCCAGCCAAAAAUCGUCAAGGAUGGCAUCGGGCUUACUGUGGAAUUCGCUGAAGCAGUUGACAACUGUCCAGACCGCAAAAGGAAAUUGAGCGCAGAAGAAGCUUUGGGAAUCCUCAAAAAAAUUUCUGACGUGGAAUGUGAAGCCUUAGGAUUUGACCCUGCAAGAUCAAGGCCUGAUUGGAUGAUUAUUCAAGUACUUCCAGUGGCUCCACCUGUGUGCAGACCUUAUGUCGCGUUGGAUUCUUCAUUGAGAUCAGAAGAUGACUUAACUCACCAGUACACUCAGAUCAUCAAAACAAAUAUAAAGCUUCAAAAUGAAAUCCAGAACGGCGCAGCCCAGCAUCUAAUCAACCAAGACACCAUGGUCCUUCAGUUCCAUAUAGCCACACUUUUCAAUAAUGAAUUACCUGGGCAACCUCAAUCAAAGCACAGAUCUGGAAAACCGAUAAAAAGUAUAAGUCAACGACUUAAAGGAAAAGAAGGCAGAAUUAGAGGAAAUUUAAUGGGGAAAAGAGUCGAUUUUUCAGCAAGAACAGUCAUUACUCCUGACCCAAAUUUGUCAUUAGACCAGCUUGGAGUACCAAGAACUAUUGCGCUUAACUUGACAAUCCCUGAGACUGUGACUCAUUUCAACAUGGAAAAAAUGAGACAACUUGUAGAAAAUGGCCCAGGGCAGCAUCCAGGCGCGAAAUAUAUCAUAAGAACAGAUGGGUCAACUAUUGAUUUACGAUAUGUCAGAAGAAAUACAGAAAUGCAUUUGGAGUAUGGCUAUAAAGUAGAGCGGCAUAUAAAUAACGAUGACUAUGUGAUAUUUAACAGACAACCAUCACUACAUAAAAUGUCUAUGAUGGCACAUAGGAUUAAAGUGCUGCCAUAUUCUACUUUUAGGCUUAACCUGUCAGUCACCACGCCUUAUAAUGCUGAUUUUGAUGGUGAUGAAAUGAAUAUGCAUGUCCCUCAAAGCUUGGAGACUAAAGCAGAAUUACGAGAAAUCAUGCAUGUGCCUAGACAAAUUGUGUCACCACAAGGAAAUAGGCCUGUUAUGGGUGUUGUCCAAGAUUCACUUUUGGGGUGCUCACUAUUUACAAGGAGAGACACGUUUCUUGAGCUUCAUGAAGUCAUGAAUUUGCUGAUGUGGGUUGAAGCUUUUAACGGAAAACUCCCGAAUCCUGCAAUUCUUAAGCCUCGGCCAUUGUGGACUGGCAAGCAAGUGUUUUCCCUUAUCAUCCCUGAAGUAAACAUUUUGAGGUAUUCAAGCACCCAUGACCCUGAAAAAGACGCAUCAGUCAGAGAUACAGAAGUUUUAAUAGAAAGAGGAGAAUUACUAACUGGAAUUGUAGACAAGAGAACUGUCGGAGCUUCAUCAGGGUCACUUAUUCACGUAAUUUGGAUGGAGCAUGGGCCACAAGCUACCUCUGAUUUCUUAUCACAAUGCCAAAAAGUCAUAAACAACUGGCUGCUUAUCCAUGGUUUUUCUGUAGGAAUUGCUGAUGCUUUAGCAGAUCCUCUAAGCUUAAACGAAAUCAAGAAAACACUGCUAACUGCGAAACAAAAAAUUAACAAAUUAAUUCAACGUGCGAGAGAAGGUAAAAUUCCUUGCCAGCCUUGGAAGAAAAAUUAAAUGGUAACGAUGACGAAAUUGGACCCAAGGCACACCUCCUGAUAGAGCAGUAGGCAGGCGCGAUAGUGGCGAAAAGUGCUCCUAGUGAGCGAAGUAGACAUCUCAAAGAUAGCCUGACGAAAUAGGGGCUUAUAUUUUCUCGCCUAAAUGCUGCCUAUCCCUAUAAAACACCUCUGGCUAUACCUUAUCGGGGCAAGCGGGGCACUUUCCAGUGACUUUGCCCAGAGGAGCUAAUCCCUAGACAGGAGGCUAAGUUCGGAUCAUCCAAGAGGGCAGACUCCUAAUUUCCUCAUUUGCACUCUGAGAUCUAUGGGGACUGCUUUUUUCAAACCGAGACAAGGCAAAGGGUAGUGCUUCAGCGCUUAUGGCCAGGUUAAUUUUAAGCAUAGCUUUGCCAGCCUGGCAAAAAUAUGAUGGAGAGUUUCGAAUUUAAAGUGAAUACCAAGCUAAACGCUGCUCGUGAUAAAGCAGGAGAACUAGCAGCUAAGUCUUUAAGUGUGAGAAAUAACGUCAGAGCUAUGGUCAAUGCAGGAAGCAAAGGUUCAGAAAUUAACAUCUGUCAGAUCAUGUCUUGUGUCGGCCAACAAAAUGUAGAAGGCAAGCGUAUUCCUUUUAACUUCACCAAGCGAGCCAUCCCUCACUUCUGUAAAGAUGAUUAUGGUGCUGAAUCUAAAGGCUUCGUUGAAAAUUCUUACAUUUCUGGGCUAACACCUCAAGAGUUUUUCUUCCAUGCUAUGGGUGGCAGAGAAGGACUAAGUGAUACUGCAGUUAAAACUAGUGAAACUGGCUACAUUCAGCGUAGGCUUAUGAAAGCUUUAGAAGAUGUCAUGGUCAAAUACGAUGGCACAGUCAGAAACUCGACUGGUAUGAUUUUACAGUUCUUAUAUGGAGAAGACGGAAUGGCUGGAGAAUAUAUAGAAGAUCAAGCUAUGGAAAGCUUGAAGAUGGACUUAGAAGUGCUUACUUCCUCUGUUUAGCGAGCAAAAUCAUUAAAAAAUCCCUUUGGAAAAAUUAAUCAAGCAAAAAACAUUUUAUAUAUAUUUACUGAGAUAAAUUAUAUUCUAAUAUACAAUCUAUUUUAUUUUAAAGUUUACGUUUUACAAAAUAAACUAUCGAAAAUUUAAUAAAAUAUAGUUGUAGAUUGGUGAUAAUGAUUUUAGUUAUCCUUCAAAUAUUGCAAUUUGAUUCUUUUAAUAAAUUUUUAAAAACAUUCCUCUGUUAAGUAAAUAUUUCUUGCUCGCUAACCAAAAUGGGGAGUUAAGAAAAACUUUGAAUUCCCUUGACCCUAGCAUAGAAAUUAAAUGGUUUCGUUGAGGAAAAUUGGACUCCCUAUGGAGCUUAGACCAUCCUGAUAAAGCUGAAAACAGGGUUUCUCCCCUUUUUGAAGUAGGCCUUUAAACCUUAGUGAUACCUUACUGAGGAGGGAAGUUUUGUUUCUCCCACGAAGGUUUUCUUAUCCCUGCCAUAUGGGCGAGACAGGCUUUGCCUACCACAUGGUGCUUCCUUAUUGGAACCAGCGGGGCACUCUUCAGACGGUGGCUCUGCCCAAGGGAGUUAAUCCUUUGGACAGGUAUUUCAGGUCGAAAAUUCAAGAUAGAUAGCCUUCUAUUUCCUCAUUUCAACCAGGAGGUCUAUGGAGGCUGCUCUUUUGGAGCUGAGGUGAGGUAAGGCUAGCGGGUUCCCCACUUAUGACCCAGAUUAGCCGUUUAUUUUAAUAAUUGACCCUAGUAAAGAAGAGCCUGAUGUAACUAUGGAAAAAUAUAGAAAUGCGAUAGACACUGAAAUCAUCAAUGAUAUUUUACGCCAUCCAGAUCAUCAAAAAAGAAUGGUUGACGAGUUUGAACAGAUUAAGCAAGACCAAAGAGUGACUUCACAUGACAUCUUUACUACAACUACUAUUUUUUCCAGCCAAUUUUUUUGACUAUUCUUCCACUUAUAUUUUUUGAUCUAUUUUAUCGACUUUUUUAAUUAUUUUUUAUUUAUGUUUUUUGUCUAAUUGCUAUUGAAAUGAUUCCAUUUUAUUAUUAAAAACACUACAAAAAAAUAGGCAAGAAAAUAGUCUAAAAUAUAGGUGAUAAAAAAUAAACUGUAAAAGACUUUACAGUGUAGGUGCCGUGAGAAAGAACCAGACCAAAGAGACCUCAGAGUCAUUUUUGCGAAUCUUGAUGAUAAGCAGCAUUUCCCUGUAAACAUAAAGAGGCUUAUAUGGAACGCCAAGAAGAAAUUCAAUAUUACAGGUCUAAAUAAAAGCGAUUUACACCCUGUUCGGGCGAUAGAAAGGCUACAGGCACUUUUUGACAAAAUUUCAUUUACAAGUGGCUUUGAAAAGUGUGGAGUUGGAGCAGAAAAUGAUGCAACUAAGCUUUUUAUUAUCCACGUCAGGUCUUUGAUUUCUGCUAAAAGAGCAAUAAUAAAAGAAAGACUUACAAAUGAAGCUUUUGAAUGGCUGCUUGGAGAAAUUGAAGCAAGGUUUUACCAAGCUAAGUCUCACCCUGGCGAAAUGGUUGGGUCAAUUGCAGCACAGUCUUUGGGAGAGCCAGCAACACAGAUGACGCUAAACACUUUCCACUUUGCUGGAGUUUCAUCUAAAAACGUCACUUUAGGUGUGCCAAGACUGAAAGAAAUCAUAAAUGUUGCCAAAAAGAUAAAAACACCUUCACUAACUGUUUAUUUGACACCAGAAAAAGCUGGUGAUAGUGAUUUUGCAAAAGAAGUCCUCAGUCAAAUGGAAUAUACUACCUUAGGACAUGUAGUAGAAGCUUCAGAAAUCUACUAUGACCCGGAUCCAACCAGCACUAUUAUAGAAGAAGACUUAGAAUUUGUGCAGAGCUACUGGUUAAUGCCUGAUGAAGGAGUCUCAGCAGAAAAAAUGUCUCCAUGGCUACUUAGAAUAGUCCUUAACAAAAUUGCAAUUAUUGAUAAAAAUAUCACAAUGCUUGACAUCCACAACCAAAUUAACCAAGAGUAUCCAGGAGAUCUCCACUGCAUUUAUUCAGAUGAUAACGACGAGAGGCUGGUGCUUAGAAUCCGUGUCAUGAACGAUGAAGAAAAUAACUUGUCUGAUGAGCAGCUUUCCACAUGGAAGUUUUUAAAGGAGCUUGAAGGAAAUAUGCUACAAGAUUUGUGGUUGAAAGGGAUUGAGGACAUUACCAAGGUCGUCAUGAAAGAAGUUAAUACUACUUAUAUAAACCAAGAUGGAGCUAUAGCCAGACAAAAGCAAUGGAGACUGGAAACUGAUGGUGUCAAUCUGGCAAGUGUUUUAGCAUUAGAAGGAGUUGACCCUAAAAAAACGAUUUCUAACGAUCUAGUUGAAAUUACAAGGGUAUUAGGCAUUGAAGCUGUAAGGCAAGGACUCAUGAAAGAACUAACUUCCCCUCCAUAGGCGAAUAAAACCAGUGAAAAAAUCCCUAUUUUUUUGGUAAAAGCCCACCAUUAGUCAGCGAACAAAAAAUUUUUUAAUAUAGCGAUUUUUUAUAAAAAAAAAAAUUAAUAUAUAAGUGAUAAUUAUUAUAAUGAAAUCUCUAGUAAGUGAACAAAAAUUUUUUUUCGCUCAUGGAAGGGGAGUAAGAGAAGUCCUGAAUGUCUACGGUAUCUAUGUCAACUACCGCCAUCUUUCUAUUUUAUGCGAUGUCAUGACUCAAAGAGGCUAUUUAAUGAGCAUCACCAGGCAUGGUAUCAACAGAACCGAGUGUGGCCCAUUGAAAAAGGCUUCUUUCGAAGAAACUGUAGAAAUGCUUCUUGAAGCAUCAGCAUACUCAGAAGUCGACUAUUUGAAAGGUGUCACUGAAAAUAUUAUGCUAGGCCAGCUAGCACCAAUUGGGACUGGAGAAAUUGAUGUCAUGAUAAACACUGAUAUGAUUGUAAACGCUGCGACUAUAUAUGAUCCUCUGGAAAAUCCUGAUAUGUUAGAUGAGCCUUCAAGCUAUUCUAUUGAUCCUAACAGUGUAGGGACACCUAUUAAUAUUGCAACCCCAAGAGUGAUCUUACCAGAAAGUUCAAUGGCAACUACCCCCAGAGGAGAAACUCCACACAUAUAUGGCAGUUUUUCGCCUUAUGAAACUGUUCCUAGUCCUGCAAGCCACAGCAGUCCUUUUGUGAGAUAUUCCCCAGUGAUCCAUUCACCUGUAUACCAGCCGUCUCCAAAUGUGAUAUCAAGCCCUCGCUAUACCGACUCUUUGCAUAGCUAUUCUCCAUCAACAGGCUCAAUGAGACCAUUUAGUCCAUAUAGUAUCACUUCUCCAAGUGUUUCCCAUACAACUUCUCCUAACAUGCAGCAUUUCCCAUCACCUUCUCCAUAUUAUUCUCCUUCCCAUGCUGGAUAUUCACCUACAUCUCCAGCAUAUUCUCCUACUUCUCCUCAUUAUUCGCCUACUUCUCCUGCAUAUUCCCCUACAUCUCCGGCUUAUUCGCCAACUUCCCCUGCUUAUUCUCCCACUUCUCACACUUAUUCGCCUACUUCUCCUGCACAAAGCCCUGCUUAUUCAGGGUUAAGCUCUACCUCGCCGCAUACAAGAGCUCCUGCAUACUCUCCAUAUAUUUCGAGCCCUGCAUAUAGUCCUGCAAGUCCUUCUUAUAACCCUUCAUCUCCAAGAUAUAAUCCGGUUAGGACAACUGACUUGCAGCAUCUUCCUGGAAAAUGCAGCCCUAUUGAAGAAGAGAGUGAUGAAGAAGAGGAAGAAAUUCAACAGUCUAGAUAA